AGUCUGGAGCUGACGACCCAGGUAAAUCACAGAACGCACAGCCUGUGAUUGAUUUAGACAUCGAGAGUAACAUUCCGGAGACUGUACAAGAUCACAUCAGACAGAUUAUGUCUCAAAGGCCUAAUGGUAUUUAUGCAAGUCGUUUGCCUUUUGAAUAUAAGAGCAUGUUCAAGAAAGACCUGCCUUACAAAACGUAUGGAUACAACAGCGUUAUUGAGUUUGCUGCAGAUUUGACCCACAUUGUGCUGAUCGAGAGGCCUCAUCCACAGGGCGACUGGCAUCUGUUGCCUGCUAGUUGUGAGCAGACUACAGGUAACAAAUCCAAGCAGCAAGAUGAAGAGAAUGAGGAAGUAGAACUGAAGAUAGAUCAGUCGACACAGGAGACCAUUUCUCAAGUACUCAGGAUGCAGACGGAGGGAAUUCUUCUAGAAAGAUUUGAAAGCGAGUACAAGCUGAUGACAGGUCAUGCCUUAGACUACAGCAGACAUGGCGCUAGAAGCCUCAGGCAAUUCCUUCAGGCUGUUCCAGAUGUCUGUAUCUCCUCAAAUACAUUAGGCAAGUAUGUGGUUUGCUUGAAAGUCAUUGUUGGGCCCCGACGAUUUGACAAACUGCAGGACCAGUAUCAACCCAUUAUAGCACCAGACAGCCAGCCUGUAUUGCAUUUGCCCAGUGACGCUGUCAGUCCAGGAUGCUGCUACAGUCCCCAGCCAAUGCCAGUUUUCCCCGAUGAGUCUGCCAAGUACAUUGAUCUCUAUGUCUCCUAUGUUAUCAGCCCAGACAUAUUUUGGAUUCAGCUUCGGGGACUAGAAACUACCGUAGCCCUUGAGGAUUUGAUGGAUGAGAUUGAGAAAGUUUACCGAGGUAAACAUCUGCCACCAGGCUAUGAGAUGACGACAAGUUUAGCCAAACCUGGUAUGAUUUGUGCUGCCAUCUUUCCUGAAGACGGCCACUGGUACCGAGCCAUCAUCACAGAGGUCAAAGAUCAGCUUUAUGAGGUGUGUUACGUUGAUUAUGGAAACGUCUGCUCCGUCAGCAUUUCAUCAUUGAGGCUUCUCAAAACCAAGUUUCUCAAGUUUCCAGCCCAGGCUAUUCGUGCUAGGCUCAGCAACAUCAAGCCAGUAGAUGGAGUCUGGCGGGUAAACUCAAAGUUGCGGCUGCUGGAUCUCUGCAGAGAAAAGCCUCUAGUGGGAUUUGUGACCAGCAUUAAGGACGGAGUUAUUUCUCUCUGUUUGACGGACACAAACAAUGAGUAUGACAUCCACAUCAAUGAUGUUUUUGUUAGUGAGGGCUAUGCUGUCCUUUCUCCAGACCAUGAUCUGACGGAUUUGCUGCUUGCUUCUCAAUGUUCAUCUUCUUGGUGGUUUUCUUCAGCACGCCAAACAUUUCACAGACUGCUUCCACAGAAACUGCUGGCUCACAAAGAACACUGUUU
This is a messenger RNA of Candidula unifasciata, 1432 nucleotides long. The record is from the annotation of a GenBank genome assembly. Lineage: Eukaryota; Metazoa; Mollusca; Gastropoda; Stylommatophora; Geomitridae.